Molecule: messenger RNA, 1742 nt
Organism: Centruroides sculpturatus (bark scorpion)
Lineage: Eukaryota; Metazoa; Arthropoda; Arachnida; Scorpiones; Buthidae
Gene: Syx16
Product: syntaxin-16-like
Exons: 9
Coding region: 147-1076 (309 amino acids)
Biological process (GO): vesicle fusion; vesicle-mediated transport; intracellular protein transport
Cellular component (GO): membrane; endomembrane system; SNARE complex
Molecular function (GO): SNARE binding; SNAP receptor activity
Source: RefSeq, a predicted model, not a curated record
AAUAAAUGUAUUAUGAUUUGUAGCUUGUAGAUUUGUUAAUCGGCUGUUAAGUCUCGAGAAUCAAUGAAUGUAUUUAUGUUCGAAUUAUUGAUAAAUAUAUCGACACACGUUUUUAAGGACUAUAAACUUAUAUACAAAUCUGUCACAUGGCGUUUAGAAGUCUUACCGAGGUUUUUAUUUUGAUGAGAAAUAAUGCUCUCCAAAGUAGACAUAUUUACUCAGAGCAGGUCCUUGAUGAUAGAGUUGCUUUGGUAUCCCAUCAAGAUGUGGAAAAAGGAAUUACACCUAUUAAGGAUUCAAGAAUUCCUCCUGCUUGGGUGGAUGGAGUAGAGGAGAUACAAUAUGAAAUGACCAAGAUAAAACAAAAAAUGAAAGAAAUCUCCAUACUUUAUGACAAGCGUAUGAAUAGACCUACAUUAGAUGACAGUACUGCAGAAGAACGAGAAAUUGAAAUUUUAACUCAGGAUAUUACAAGAAUGUUUAUGCAUUGCCAAAGACUUGUUCAUCAGAUUCGUUCUAAGAGCCAAGGAAGCAGUAUGCAGGAUUCCAGAGUAAAUAAAAAUGUAGUAACAUGUUUAGUUACUUCACUUCAAGAAUUAUCUUCUACUUUUAGAUCUGCUCAAUCAACAUACUUAAGAAGGUUAAAAUCACAGGAAGAAAGAUCUCAAGAGUUUUUUGAUACCCCUCUUUUAGUUGGAUCUACUGAUUCUUCUUUUCAAGAUAAUUAUGCAGAAAAAAUGUUUGAUCAACAAUUUAUUAAAGAGCAACAACUCUUACUUGAAGAUAACACCCAAUUAAUUGAACAGAGAGAGCGUGAAAUAAAUAGGAUUGUACGUUCCAUUGCAGAAUUAAAUGAAAUAUUUAAAGAUCUAGCAAAUAUUGUUGUUGAUCAGGGAACAGUAUUGGAUAGAAUUGAUUAUAACUUGGAACAAGUUCAGACUAAAGUUCAUGAAGGAUUGCACCAGUUGCAGAAAGCAGAAAAUUAUCAACGUAAAAAUCAUAAAAUGAUGUGUAUACUUAUACUUGCUUCUGUUACCGUACUUUUGAUUAUUUUACUUAUUGCGUUUAAAACUUGAAAUUGAGAUUUGUACAGUAUAGUAUUAACAAAAUUAUUAUAUUUUCUUCUUUAUUAUAUAUAUUUAUAAGAUGUCUAAAAUGAAACAUUCCUCUACAGAAUAUUUACAUGUUCUUAAAUAAAAUAAUGUUCAAAUUACAUUAAACAUAUUAUUCAUUGUAAAUUAAGAAAUAUAAAUUCAUGAAACUGUUUUAAAAAGAAUGAUUAUUUAAAUAUCAGUAGGAUCAAAUAAAUCAUGUUCUUCUGUAAAUUUUAUACUCUAUUUUUUAUGCUUAUGUAGGUAUCAGUUGAAAAAUCUAAUAGCACAACUAACAAAUAUAAAAAAUUUUUCUUAAAUAUGUUAGAAUAAUGAAGUAAUUUUGAUGAAAUAACCAUACUACAAUAGAAAUCUUAAAAUGCAGUGAUACUUUUCAAACAUGUUUUUCAUUAAUCACCUUCAGGAUAAACUGGCAAUUGAAUAGAACUUAAUUCUGGUGAAUAUAAUUUAUUGCAUAUAUGUUUAAGUUCUGAAAGCGUGCAAGAUCAAGGAAAAGCUCAAUUUCCACAAGGCAUGCAAGGUGUCUUUUCCAUGUUAAGUUUGAGGAUAUUCCUCCUGGUGUAUUUUUCAUUACCAUAUUAUUUAAAAGUCUGGCAUUCUUUCACUUUGAAUUUUUAGUUCUAGAAUCAU